AUGAAUUAAUCUGUGGAAGAGAGCACAUAAUAAAACAAUCAUAAUUAUAUUCCAACUACCAUGAGAAAUUUAGACUCUUAAGAUAAGAAAAUUGAUCUAUCCUCUCUGAAUAAUGAUAUUGAACAAGUUAUUGGCAAGCCUGAGGAUAACAAUAGUAUGAUGAGCUUUAAGAGAGGUUUUUCUGGAAAUAAAUCACUGGCAAUGCAGUAAGAUUUGAAAGAGGAUGUAAGAGGCAGUCUUGAAGAUGGAGAAUCAUACUUUAGGACCAGAAUUGGAAUAUCAGAUUCUGAAGGAAAUUUAAUACCUUAUUGUCGACUUAAAGUUCAUGAUUUAAUGCAUUACGGGGAGACAUUAUAUUUGUACUUCUAUCUUAUGCGAUUUUUAACGUUUUUCUUUGGAAUAAUAGCAAUGCUCUAUAGCUUAAUGACUUAUGUGAAUUUUAGUGGGAAUUACUUAAGCACUGAUACGAUGGAAACUUAUUUAGACUUUAUCAGUCUUGCUAAUUUUUACGGUUACUCAAAUAUGACAACCAAUGAAAACGCAAAAGGGUGGAACUAAAAAUGGGAUGAGUGGAAGUACAUGUAUUACUAUAUUGACUUAAUUUGUACAACUGUCAUCUUCAUAAUGCUGAUAUUUAUGAAAAUGAAAAUUAAGAUUGAAGCAAAGAAAAUAAAAAGAUAAUUUUCAAAUAACUAUAGAGCAGUAGUCUAGGUUAAUUUGAUCCAAUAAUUGAAGAUUAUAGAUGACUAAAUUGAGGAGAUAGAUAUCAGGAAUCAUUUCUAAUCUUUUGGCAUGAUUAUGCAUGUUUCCUUAAUUAGAGAUGUAAACUAGACUCUGCAUUAAUUCACCAGUGCAGGUAUAAGAUAGAGGCAACUUUAAAUGAUAAAAGCAAAGAAAGAAUUAAUAGGCCAUAGAAAGGUAGAAGAUAUUAGUAAAGUUGAGAAGCUAUAUGAUAUCAAACUAGAAGAUGCUACUAUAACUAAUCUAUAAGCUUUAAGAUACGAUCAAUUCCCAUUGAUUACUGCUAUAAUACACUUUGAAAGUGAAGAUUCUGUGAAGAAGUGUUUAGAUCAUUUUAAUAAAAAGAAUCCGAGUGAGAAUAAAGAGGGUAGAUUCAUUAGAUCAAUUCCCAUUAGCGUAUCAAGAGCAAUUGAUCCAACUCUGAUUAAUUUUGAAUUUUAUUAGUAUUCACAACAGAGAGUUAUUGGACUAUCACUACUUUUAGCUUUGUAUGAGUUAAUUAUUCUUGCAGCUUUAUAUUUAGUAUGCUAUACUUUCAGAGAGUAUCUUUUGUACACUUAGUAUGAUCCAGCUUGUAAAGACACUAAAUACCUCAGUAAAACAGAGAAUGACUAUGCAAGCUCGAUUGACAAGUAAAAUUAUCGGGAAUGCUUUUGCAGUUAGUUUUCAACAUACUAAAUUAUGUAUGGAUCCAAAACAAGUUACUAUAACUAUUGCUAUGAUUGGACUAAGAAUUUUAUGAACACUUGGCUUCCUCUAAUUCUAAUUAAUGCCAACAAUGAAUCAAAUAGAAAUGUCAAGAGCCUUUCAAACAAUUUAGAUUUCCAAUUACCAGGUGGAAGAAGUUUUAAGACCCUAAUUAUGAUGGGACAAUAUGAAUCUUCGACAAGAGACUGGAUUAAAUGGUUUAAUUUCCCAAUUUGUUCAAUCAUUGUUUUAUAAUGGAUUUUUACAAUGAUUCUUUCAUUUCUCAGAUUACUUUAUUACAAAAUAUCAGUUACAUGCAAAGCAAGAGAUAAAAUUUUAAUGUCUGAAUUUCAUAAAGUGUGCAAGGGCAUGAAAAUUAAUAUGUCUUCAAAAUUAGCUUAAAUUUGUUAAUUUCUUGGAACUAUAUUUGUGUUUUCUGGAGCUUACCCUGGAUUAUUCUUAAUGAUACCAAUAUAUUUAGGUUGUUUCUAUGCUAUUGAAAAAUUCUUGUGUAAUAUUAAUAUCUAAUACUCAUUAUUUAUAGUGCUUAAGUGUUACAGAAUUCCUCCAAAAUAUGAAAUUACUUUGCUCUAAAGAGCACUGAAUCUAUUGCUUUUCUCUCUAUUUUUUCACAUGGCUUUUACUCUCUGGGUAUUUUCAGAGCCCUUAAUCUUCCCUAAGAAUGUAAUUGAGCUGCAAAUUAAAGCCAUCAGCUACUACUAUGUAAAAGAAAUGACAUUUUAUGAUAGAGUAUUCACCCAGAAUGGGUUCUAAUAUUUUGUGAUGAUAUGCUCUGCUGUAAUUUUACUAUCCAUUACUAAAUACCUGAACAUCGCUGUGAAGUAUUGCUUAAUAUAUAGAGAUGGGCUAUAUAAGCAGUUAUCAGUGGAAAAUAAGGAUGGGUAAUUUCAGACAAGAGAUGAAGUGCAGACAUAUACUAAUUAUAGAUAAGCAAGAAUAAAUAAUCUCACUUAUGAUAUUCAUGAGAGGAAGAGAUACAAAAGAGCAAUCAGCCUCCUAAAUGAAUCACAAGCUAAUUUAAGCAGAAGUUUAUUAAGUAUUUCAUAAGGCUAGAGCUUAAAGGUAAGUGAUCUCUUCGGCUCUAAAAUGAGUAAUAAGGUUAAACCUAUUUGA
Molecule: messenger RNA, 2562 nt
Organism: Stylonychia lemnae
Lineage: Eukaryota; Ciliophora; Spirotrichea; Sporadotrichida; Oxytrichidae
Source: the annotation of a GenBank genome assembly